UCCAGGUUAGCUCUGUCUCUCGUCGAACCAGUCUUCCUCCCAACCCACUCCCCCCCCCCUCUCAGUUAGGCAAAUGGACGCGUUGAGCAGCCGGGGCGUAUAAAUGGGACUGAGAGCCGACGACAGGCUGUAAUGCUGCGCCGGGUGCGGCAGUCUCUCCGGCAGGUGCUGUUUCUGAUGGCCCGGAGACCGGAUCUACUCUGCGGGGCUAUCGUGCUCGGCGUCCUGCUUAUACUGGCUGUCAAGUUCACAUGCAGCCGUGCCAAGAAUGUGGUGGCAGCGGCUCGGCCUCCGGUGCGGUUCUUCUCUGCCGAGGCCCCGGUAGUCGACCUCUACUUGGGUCAGCUGGACCAGGUGGAGCGUCUGAGGAGUAUGGCAGAGGUCUCUCUCAUCUUCUUCUAUGCACCGUGGUGUGCUCACUCGAUGGCUGCCCGACAGGAAGUGCAGCAGGUUGCUAAGAAGCUGGCCAGACAGGUGCAGUUUGUGGCUGUGAACUGCUGGUGGAGUCAGGGGAAAUGCAGGAGGCAAAACCGCUUCUACCAGUAUCCCAUCAUCCACCUGUUUUAUCGAAGGUUUGGGCCUAUAGAGUACAAAGGUCCAUUUGUGGCUCCAUAUGUGGAGAGUUUUAUCCUGAGAGUCAUCACACCGCUCACUUACCUCCCAUCAAGAGCCACAGUUGAAGAGUUCCUCUCCUACCACGAGCCUCGAGUGGUGGGUUUCUUCCAGUUUAACUCCUCUCCUCAGCCGCCUGGGUACAUCACAUAUUUGUCCUCUGCCCUGCAGGCCCUCAAAAGGGAUUACCGUGGAGUUGUGCGUUUUGGGGUUGUGACCAACAAACAGGUGGCUGAAGCCAUCUCGCUAAAAGAAGAUGAAACAGUUUACCUCCACAGAAGACUUAACUCCUCUUUGAUUUUCCCCCGAAGGGAACGUAACUUCACGUCAGAGGCCAUCUGUAGCUGGGUGUUUGAACACCAUGAGACCGUCCUCCAGUGGAUGCAGCCCCCAGGAACAAAGUCCCGCCUCCUGGAACACGAGCUGACUAAAGGUCCUGCAUUGCUGCUGUUCCUGCCACACAAUCCACUCGGGUCCAAGCCCAAUCCCAUACUACAGCAGAUUGCUGACAUUGCUGUGCGUUAUCAUUCCUGUGACAAUAUUAACCACUCCAGCUUGGACAAAAACUCACUGUGCUGCCAGUCUGUUCUUCUCCCAGAGUCCAGUACAAAUGUGUGUGAGGUGUGUCACAGCUUGUCAGGACCGAGUCUGACCAGCUCUUCCAUACGCUGCUCGUUCCCCUCUGCGGCUCAGGGAGGAGACGUGUUGCAGUUUUAUCUCAGACACUGCUGCCUCCACCAACUACCUGCCCCCAUGUCCAUAAAAACUUCGACCUCAGAGGGCUGUAGCAACCUUCUGAACAGCUACAGCCCGUUUAGUCAAUACAGUGCCUGCUGCAGAAAAGUAGAACCUCAACUCAAUGAAUCACAAGCCAAAGAGGGGCCAGACGUACAAAGAGUUCCCCUUACACCUCCUUGGUCGUCCAUCCCUCCAUCUUCUGUCCCUCAGCAGGGAGGAGAUGGCAUCACAGGGCUCCGCUGUCAGACCAACAGGACGCUCAGGUUUUAUGUGCUGGAUGUUGCUCUCAACUGGCCUCUAGCGGUGAGGCUCGGGGCAACAGGCAACAGGACUGCUUCUCUUCACCAGGAGGCCGGUACACCAGGUGAUGGGAGCAGUGACAGGUCGUUUGCAGCUAUUGUGAACCUGAAGGAUGAGGUUCAUUAUGUUCUCCAUCGCAGCCCAGCAACCACACUAACAGAGUCUCUGGAGGCCUUCAUCAAGAACUUCAGUGCUCCCUACAGUCUCUUGCAAAGACACUUAGUCGGAGAGGAGAACAGGAAAGGAGGUGAGGAGGAAGCCAGGCGUCCAGAUGAACGCCAGCGGAUAUCUCCCCGCCCCCUCAUCACAGAACUGACCACCUCCUCCUUCCUGCCCUCCGUCAUGGAUCUUCAAAAGGAUGUGCUGCUGUUCUACUACACUCAGUGGUGUGGGUUCUGCUCCGUUCUCAACCACAUCAUCAUCCAGCUGGCCAGAUUACUACAGGGAAACAGCACCAUCACUGUGGCCAGGGUGAAUGUUGCCCGCAAUGACCUUCCCUGGGAGUUCAUGGCUGAUCAUGUUCCCUCUAUUCUUCUCUUUCCCAGAUACAGAAAACAUCUGAGUGUGAAGUUUCCAGAUGACCUGCCCAUCACGUUACCCAACCUCCUUCACUUCAUCCUGCAGCACUCUGGCUCCGUGCAUGAUGCAGACAAACCGGUGACAUCAUCCGUCAACGCCAACGGUUCAGGACCCAGCGCCAUCCUCCGCGCAGAGUUCCUGGCACUCAAGCGCGAAGUUCAAGCGCUGCAUCACGCCCGCGAACGUCUUUCCCAACAACUGGCGCAGCUGUGGCGCGACAACCGGCGCCUGACGUUUGACACUCGCAACUUGGAAGCCGAGAACGGCGAGCUGCAGCGAGAGAUGCAAAGCUUAGAGGAGCAGCACCAGGAGAAAAGCCGGCAGCUCGGGGAAGCGGUGAGACGACUGCAGGAGCUGGCAGACACCUCAGAGAACCUGCUGAAUGAAAACACGCUGCUCAGGAUCCUGCUGAGGGCGCUGAAGGACAGGACGGAGGCCAGAGAGCAGGCGGAGGUGGAGAGGAAAGAGGCAGAACAGAAAAGAAGCCAUAUGGCCUCCUGACCACAAGUCUGCAGGGAAUCCUGAGAAAAUAUCACAGAGACGAGGAAGAGAGAGGAACCAGGGCCAGGAAAUGAAGAGAGGACGGAAAAAAGCUGUGAUCAGACCUGAGAUGUGGUGAAACAGGACAAAAUGAAGCUGAAAUGAGGAGGUCAUGUGAAACCCACAGGGCAACGACCAAGUAGAUUUUGUCAAAAGAGAAAAUGAGGAUGAAAGGACAGUCGUCAAUCUGUCGUAGAAGAUCAGAAGGAAAAUAAAGGCUGCUGCCAAUCACGACAGAAGUGAGGAAACGUAAGAGGAAGAAAGUAGCGAAGGAAUCAGCAGAGACAGAAAACUCCAAAGUGCUGUGAUGAUCGUGGGCUCAUCCACUCUUAGAACAAACAAAGUGUGGGAAUUCAGUGCCAACCGUUCAGUUCAAACGACUCAUUUCUGAAAGAUGUAAUGUCUGUUGACGGGUGAAAACGUAACCAGAGUUAAACUUUCUAAAAAGACUCUGCAGCCAAAUUCUCUACGUUCCCUGAAUGAACAUAAAUCCUCAUAUAGAAAACAAUAUUCAUGUCAUGGCCUUUUCUAUGACCAGCAGCAACAAAUAUAGUCCUGUCACUAAAAAACAUUGAGGGAGGUGAACUGACCUGUAGCCUACUACACAUGGUAAAUGUAGUAUAAUGUACAUUUCCACAGCAUUAAUUCCACCAGUCCAACAACAGAGUCGUGUUAUUCUCACCACUCCGCUGCUCACUUUCUCUUUUUUUAACAGAAAUAAUAUUUUCACACUCCUGAUCCCUGUUGUUUCUUCUCUGCCCUGCUCCUGAUCAGUGCUGAGCUACUCUCAAUGCUUCCCCGAGUUUUUUUCACAUUAAAAGCCUAGCUAUGAAAGGAAGGCAGCCGGACUUUUAAUGUGAAAAUUCUGGAGGUGUUGAGGUAACUUCUUUUUACAGGUCCAUAAAUUCCAGUUUGGUUCCUGGAAAGAAUCAUAUAUUUUGGUAAGCUAGAUGUAAAAUGUCAGUGAUCAAUUGGUACUUCCUGUUAUUUCUAAAUGCUAAGCUAGCACAACCUUGAGACUUUUAUUCUGAAGGUAAGAGGGGAACUUCACAUGCAACAUGUCAAAUGUGUCUAGAAACUCACAAUUCAGUAUGAAUAAAGAAUAAAGUAUCUAAUAAUAAACAAAUGAGUAAUACAUUUUCAAUGGGGUUUGAAGGGUACAGCUUCUUUCAUGGAAAUCCAUCUGAAAAUCAAUAAUAAACUCAAGUAAUUGAACUAAAAUAACAGCCUCAGAACUUUGUCUCUAUAUUUCCUGGAAUUAGACCAAACUACAUGUUUUUUUUUCCCAGGAAACUUGAAAGAAAUGAUUAGGAAAGAGCAAACCUGUAAAAUAAAGUUCAAAUCAUGGUGGCUUAAAAACAUUGCUCAGGGGGAAAAAACAAAAUGGAACGUCUGACAUGACUCUUGCUGUAGGAAUUAGUGCUGUGGAAAUGUUAAUUAUAGUUGAGACAAGACAGAAGUAAACACGGAGGAGGUGUUGUGUUGGCGUUGACUGGGGAGCAGGGAAUCUUGGAAAUAAAUGGUUCUUCUCUGCCACUGAGGUAAAUAUAAAAGCCACUAUUUGAGAAUUAACAGUAAGCUCUUUCCUGCUGCUUUACAAUCCUUUAAAUUAAUGCACAGUAGAAGCUUAAUGCGUGACCAUAGGUUAGUGAUGUAGAGUUUGGCUGCAGGAGAAAGGGCUACUAAUGGAGCUGAGAUUUAUUUAAUCCUGAAGACAUGGCACCUGCUCAUCGAGCAGGAGGUGAGCUUAUGAGCACUUCCUUUGUUUUGUUUUUUUGUUGUUUUUUUUUUGAAGGGGAUAAAGUUCUUUUGUUAAACUGAUCUAUUUUUACAGGAAUCCUUGAGUCACUAAAAUAUAAUUUCUGUGUAACUAUUCAGGUAUUAAGAAUGAGAUGCUGCAAUUGUUUACAUGUGAAAUAUUG
Molecule: messenger RNA, 4691 nt
Organism: Seriola dumerili (greater amberjack)
Lineage: Eukaryota; Metazoa; Chordata; Actinopteri; Carangiformes; Carangidae
Gene: txndc11
Product: thioredoxin domain containing 11
Exons: 13
Coding region: 133-2730 (865 amino acids)
Source: RefSeq, a predicted model, not a curated record